AUGGAGGCUGAUCCGAGCCCGCAGCCUGGCGGCAAGGCCGUGGCUCCCGCGCGGCCGGAGGCGUCGCGGUCCGAGCCCGGGGAGGAGCCGCAGCCCCGGCAUCCCGAGAAAAAGCAACGAUGUAGAUAUGAUGGCCAAGAAACAAAAGGAUCUAAGUUCAUUACCUCCAAUUCAAGUGAUUUCAGUGACCCAGUUUACAAAGAGAUUGCUAUUACAAAUGGUUGCAUUAAUAGAAUGAGUAAGGAUGAACUCAGAGCUAAACUUUCAGAAUUCAAGCUUGAAACCAGAGGAGUAAAGGAUGUACUAAAGAAGAGGCUGAAAAACUAUUACAAGAAGCAGAAGCUGAUGUUGAAAGUGGACAGUUGUGCUGACAGUUACUACGACUACAUUUGUAUUAUUGACUUUGAAGCCACUUGUGAAGAGGGUAACCCACCCGAGUAUAUACAUGAAAUAAUUGAAUUUCCUGUUGUUUUACUGAAUACUGGUACCUUAGAAAUAGAAGAUACGUUUCAGCAGUAUGUGAGACCAGAGGUUAACACCCAGCUUUCUGAUUUCUGCAUCAAUUUAACUGGAAUUACUCAGGAUCAGGUAGACAGAGCUGAUACCUUCCCUCAGGUACUGAAAAAAGUAAUUGACUGGAUGAAAUUGAAGGAAUUAGGAACAAAGUAUAAGUAUUGCAUAUUAACAGAUGGUUCGUGGGAUAUGAGUAAGUUCCUGAACAUUCAGUGCCGGCUCAGCAGGCUCAAAUAUCCUCCUUUUGCUAAAAAGUGGAUCAAUAUUCGAAAGUCAUAUGGAAACUUUUACAAGGUUCCUAGAGGCCAAACCAAACUGACAAUAAUGCUUGAAAAACUAGGAAUGGAUUAUGAUGGGCGGCCUCACAGUGGCCUUGAUGACUCCAAGAAUAUUGCCCGAAUAGCAAUUCGAAUGCUUCAGGAUGGAUGUGAACUCCGAAUUAAUGAAAAAAUGCAUGCAGGACAGUUAAUGAGUGUGUCUUCCUCAUUACCAGUAGAGGGCGCUCCACCUCCACAAAUGCCACAUUCUAGAAAAUGA
Pipistrellus nathusii (Nathusius's pipistrelle) is the source of this 1050-nucleotide messenger RNA. Lineage: Eukaryota; Metazoa; Chordata; Mammalia; Chiroptera; Vespertilionidae. The record is from the annotation of a GenBank genome assembly.